AUGGACGGCGGCGGACGCCACCCGCUCAACGUAUUCUUCCAUGGCGCGAGGCUCGCGUUCAGGCGGGACGCCCUCGGGAAGGAGAUCAUGGGAAUCGCCGUGCCGGGCGCGCUCGCGCUCCUCGCAGACCCACUCGCUUCCCUCGUCGACACCGCCUUCAUUGGCCACAUAGGCCCAGUAGAGCUUGCAGCCGUAGGUGUAUCCAUUGCUGUGUUCAAUCAAGUAUCGAGGAUCGCAAUAUUCCCGCUUGUGAGCGUCACGACAUCAUUUGUUGCGGAGGAAGAUGCUACUUCCUGUGACAGAUACAAAGAUGAAAUAGGCGGUGAGAAUGAACCAGAUAGCGAAAUGGAUGAACUCAUUCCUCGCCAAGAUACAAGUGCCACCUCCGGCAAGUCGUCUUUGCAAACUGACACAGGGGAGAUCCAAAUUGAGCUUAAAAGGAAAAAUAUUCCAUCGGUUUCUACAGCAUUACUACUUGGUGGGGUGCUUGGCCUUGUUCAAACUGUACUGCUUGUUUCAUUUGCAAAACCUAUCCUAGGCUUCAUGGGCGUGAAAGCGGAUUCGGAGAUGUUGAAGCCUGCUCUCCAGUACUUGGUACUCAGAUCUCUAGGUGCUCCUGCUGUUCUUCUAUCUCUGGCAACACAAGGGGUAUUCCGUGGACUUAAAGAUACAAAGACUCCUUUGUAUGCAACUGUGGCUGGAGAUGCGAUAAACAUUGUUUUCGAUCCGAUAUUUAUGUUUGUGUUCCAGUAUGGUGUAAGUGGAGCAGCUGUUGCUCAUGUUAUAUCACAAUACUUCAUUGCAGCCAUACUCUUAUGGAAAUUACGACUGCACGUUGAACUAUUGCCACCUAGCUUGAAACAUUUGCAGAUUGGUCGGUUCCUUCAAAAUGGUUUUCUUUUGCUUGCCAGAGUUAUUGCGGCAACAUGCUGUGUGACCCUAUCUGCAUCAAUGGCUGCACGACAAGGUUCAACUGAGAUGGCUGCAUUCCAGAUAUGUUUGCAGAUUUGGUUGGCAUCUUCCCUUCUUGCAGAUGGAUUGGCUUUUGCGGCACAGGCUAUACUUGCAAGUGCAUUUGCUCGUAGAGAUCAAUCGAAGGCCACAGCCACAGCUUCCCGCGUGUUGCAGCUUGGAAUGAUUUUGGGAGUUUUCCUGAGCAUACUUCUUGGAGUUGGCCUUCGUGUUGGUUCAAGAUUAUUUACGGAAAACCAGGAUGUCCUGCAUCAUAUUUACGUAGCAACACCGUUUGUUGCUCUCACCCAACCAAUCAACACUCUAGCUUUUGUUUUUGAUGGUGUCAAUUAUGGAGCAUCAGAUUUUGCAUAUGCUGCUUAUUCAAUGAUACUCGUGGCUAUUGCCAGUAUCAUUUGCAUUCUCGCCCUCACGAGUUACAGUGGUUUUAUUGGAAUUUGGAUAGCUUUGUCUAUCUACAUGUGCCUCCGCAUGUUUGCAGGAUUCUUGAGGAUUGGGACUGCACGAGGGCCCUGGGCUUUCCUUCGUGACUGAACAUGUGCUAGAGCAAUAUGUGCGCUUUGCCACACCACAUCUUAUUUAUAAUUGUGAUUCACUACAGGCAAAAACUACCUUGGACAACAUCCUCACAUUUCACAUUCAUCGUACGGUACUGCUAAAGUAAAGUGUGGUCGGUAUAAUCUUUUAAUCAGAAGAGCCCUUGAAUGCAAUGUACCAAUGAGGACACAUGUGUAAAUAUUUAAUCUUCUAAGAAAAAUAUAUCCAAAUCACCAAAAAAAUUAUACCAA
Lolium rigidum is the source of this 1760-nucleotide messenger RNA. Its product is annotated as protein DETOXIFICATION 42-like. Gene Ontology annotation, biological process: transmembrane transport. Gene Ontology annotation, cellular component: membrane. The record is from RefSeq and is a predicted model, not a curated record. Gene Ontology annotation, molecular function: xenobiotic transmembrane transporter activity; antiporter activity. The transcript has 13 exons. NCBI's taxonomy places the organism in Eukaryota, Viridiplantae, Streptophyta, Magnoliopsida, Poales, Poaceae. Bases 1 to 1506 code for a protein of 501 amino acids.